Messenger RNA from Vicia faba (fava bean), 657 nucleotides. NCBI's taxonomy places the organism in Eukaryota, Viridiplantae, Streptophyta, Magnoliopsida, Fabales, Fabaceae. The record is from the annotation of a GenBank genome assembly.
AUGAAUGGGCAAAAUGUUGUUACAAUGAAGAUUUUGGUUGUUUUGACACUUUGGAUGUUGCUCGGGCCAAGGAAAACAUCAAAGAGAUUCCAUCUUUUAAAAGUAGAAAACUUCUUUUGGCAUAAAGGUUGGUAUGAAGAAGAGAGGAGGCAAGCAGAUGUGAACUCACUGAUGCUGAUACUGGCAUUGCUAUGUCUUUUGCUUCCAAUGCUAUUUACAUACAGUGCUGCAUCACCGGAACUCACCGUAGAAUCUUCACUCUACUUGUCAAGAGCUGCUAGCAUUGUCAUGUUGGCUGCAUAUUUUGUUUACUUGAUCUUUCAACUAUGGACACAUAGGCAACUAUUUGAAGCUGAAGAUGAAGGCGGAGAUGAGAACAUUGAGGCAGAAGAGGCUGUGAUUGGAUUUUGGAGUGGAUUUGCUUGGUUGGCUGGAAUGACCGUGUUCACUGCGUUGUUGUCUGAAUACGUGGUCGAUACAAUUGAGGAUGCAUCAGAUUCAUGGGGUUUAUCAGUGAGCUUCCUCAGCAUAAUCUUGCUUCCAGUAGUUGGCAAUGCAGCUGAACAUGCUGGAGCAAUCAUUUUUGCUUUCAAGAACAAGCUUGUAAGAAUUUAUAUUAUAGUGUUACUCAAUUCCAUACUUAAUCCUUUCAUUUAA